Molecule: messenger RNA, 3741 nt
Organism: Toxoplasma gondii ME49
Lineage: Eukaryota; Apicomplexa; Conoidasida; Eucoccidiorida; Sarcocystidae
Gene: AP2VI3
Product: AP2 domain transcription factor AP2VI-3
Exons: 3
Coding region: 1-3741 (1246 amino acids)
Source: RefSeq, a predicted model, not a curated record
AUGUCAUUGCCUCCGAUGAAUUCUGUUCCCUUCGAAUGCCUAGUCUCCACCAUGCCACCGCAGACACUCUCUGACAGCCUUGCCCACGUCCCCACCAGAUGUGGCAAGCAACUCUGGAUACCGGCAGGGGACGCGCGGCUCCCGUUAGAUGACGGCUUCGCAACUGCCAUUGCACUUAUGCCGCCUCACUCUCUCUGUCCACUCCGGGACGAUGCGAUCGCAGUCCAGGAACUGUGGUCCAGUUCGGUGUCUCGCUGCAAAGCCAGCGAUUCCUUCGUAGCGCCCUCGACCUCCCUCAGUCCUUUCCUCCUCCCCACGGUGACCCAUUCCGGAGUCUCCGAUGUGACCGCGUCAACCUGUGUCUCUUCGCGAGCGAGCCAAGUCUCUUCAUUUGAAAGUGGGCCGGCUCUCGCUGCAUGUGACUCUUCGUCAUCGUGUCACACCCAAGACGAGGAAUGCGCAGCUCUUUCCCCUUCGCCCUCGCCCGGCGGCCCCCGAUUGGAUUUCAGUUCAUCUGCAGCGGUCGUCACACUCUGCAGAGAAUCGGCCGUUCCGAUUGGCGCAGCACAGCCUCCUAGCCAAGGGCCGAACGUCCGGCCUGCAGCUCUCGUCCAGCGAGCAACGGCGGCGGUACAACGGGCAGCUCCCGAGUCUUUGCAGGCGACCCUUGCAGGUCCGCCGGCAAACAACGUUUCCUACACCGCUUCGGAGUUUGAGUGCGCUUCCUUGACACGCACGACUGCGGCGCCCUCCACAUCCGGUGUCGCUGCCGUCACAGAUGAAGGGAAUGACCAUUUGCUUAAUCUCGUGUCUCUGUCGCCUUCGUACCCGACACAGGGGCAUUUGCAGGUGCACAGAAGCUGCCCUACCCCUUGCCUUCCGGCGCCGUCGCGCCUGGGAGAAUUUGCCGGUCAGGGCUUCCCUCAAAAGGCGAACAACGAGGCGGGACUCCCCUGGGGACUUGAGAGAUACUGUUACCCUGAGCUGUGUACCCCAACUGUAGCGGGGUCUGAGGAGUCCCUCCACUUUGCCUCUUGUCAUCCGGAGACGUUUGGCCUCUUGGAAGCCAGCAGCCGCUGCAUGGACGCGUUCUGCUGUGGCACAUGCUCGAGGGGUAGCGCGGAGCAUCCGUGCGCCACCCUGUGCGCCGGCGGGAGCCUAAGACGCCCUGUUGUCAGAGACGAAAGGGGCCACAUUCCGCUCAGUCCUCCCGCUGACUCUCGCACUAGUAGAGACCUAAAUCGACUUACUGGGUUCAGGAGCGCUGGUGACCCCGACAGAGAUCCCGCGUUACUACAUGCAGGACGAGGUCUGUCGUGUGAACGUGGAAAAGAUUUGUCUCUGGACGACGGUGGCGACAGCCUCUGCAACCCGUACCAGGAGUUACAGAACUUGACGGAAGGCUCUCCCCUACAUGAAAGAAGUGAAGCCUUCUUCCCAUACCUGCGGCUAGAAAACGAGGCGCCAGGCUACACGAGCCCCUACACGUAUCAAGCUCUCGACUCGCCCUCAGCGUAUAAGUGGAGGGCACUCACUGCAUCCCCGAGAGAGAGCCGUUUGAGCCGGUCCAUCUCGCCAUCGACGUGGGACGGGUUGUCGAUUUAUCUCAGCGAGUCGGAUCCCUUUUAUCAAGACCUUUCUUUGCCGUCAACCGGCGAUACUCCUGGUUCCCCACUUGUUGAAAGCUCAGGGGUGGCGAGGCUACUUACUACAGACGAGCAAAUUGGAGAGCCUCUCACUCCCACGGACGUCUCGUCAGGAGCCCCUUCCCGUCUCUCCACAAGGUCGGAGUUGCUGCAAUGCGAGAGCAGUCAGCUGCCAAACCCGAAGAUCCCCAUCUGUGCGGCAAGCCAAACUGCGUCCUCCGAAGAAUUGAUUGCCCACGCUGAGGCAGAACGGACCUCUCCCUCGAUCCCAGUCAGUUCUGCCACCUACGAUGUUGGCGCCGCCCCUCCGGAAACAGGUCGUAGUUCAGUUGCAAAGACAGACUUGCGGGAGAAUGCGACUCCAUGGUGGGAGGGAAAUGCGGCCGGUCAGCCGCGAGCUCCGGAACAGUUACCACCCAAGCGGUGUCUUUCGGAAGCUUGCGCAGAGGAUGCGACGUCUUUGAAUCACCAGGUGGACCGAAGCAGAUGUCCAGACACCGCGUGCAGUUCUGGAAGAGCAGACGUAGCGGCCACGUGCGAAGCACUCACUGUGAGUGCUCCUGGAGCGACGCCGCGCCAGUUGGACUGUCGAGACAGUUUUAUUUCCAGUGAAUGCAGUGGAAGCAAAGGUGCCGUGGAACGUAGGACGGAUGCAGCUGGAAUUCCUCCCGCCUCUUCGAGUCCCGGCCGCGGCUUCGUGGCAAUUCAGCAGGUGGAUUCGACUGUCGCUGGAGGAACGACAAACGCUUGCCCUGUCGGAAACCUGGGAGCAGCGCUGACACGAGGAACGGCUCUAGAGUCUAUCCCAACGGCGGGUUCGUCACUGUCGUCAGAAAGUGGAGCAGCGGCACCUGCACCCUUUCUCACAGUCUGGAGUGAAACACAGGGCUCAAGUGGCAGCCAGUCACCCGUUUCCUGCUCUAGUUUUUCUCCUGCCCCCGUUUCAAGUCGUAGGGGCAAUGGGGACCACGUAGGACUGCCGUCGAUUUCCACAUGCGUGCCAUCGUGUUCUCCCGGAAUGGCACGUAGUGCAUCUUUGCCUGCGAACAAGUCCGCGCUCCCGUGUGGCGAGAACGAGUCUUACCAGCAUUUUGCGCAUGCAGCGAAUUUCUCGCCUCUAGUUCUGGCUCCCAACGUGUCAACCGGUGGAGGUACGUGGCACCUCGCUCGUGGGGUGCCUGAGAAAGUAGCGGCAAAACCGGCUGUUACUACUGGGCUUCCACGGUGUACGUCUGCUUCAUUCGUCACCAGUGUGUCUGUCGGCCAAAGAACUACGCAGGCCGGCCCUUCAGUUCCAUCUUGUUCCCAAGAGAAUUUCUCAGUUCGCCAAAUGCCAUUUGUGGCGGCGCGGACCCCCGGAGAUGGCCAGUUGCCAAUGCAGGCCACGGUCCUGCAGCAGCUGAUGCCGCAGCUAGCCAAGGCGUCUCCGGCUGGAAAGGUGGGGGCGACGUCAGAAGUGAAUCUUCAAGGUGUCAGCGCUCCGCCGCAGUUCGGCCCUCCUCGCGUUCCUCUGAACAAUGUCGCGGCGUCUUCAAAUUUAUUGGCUGCGUCAGCCGCAUCUCACGUUGACUCCACGAAUGUGUCUGCAAUGAAGUACCCGUACUUUUGUCCCCCGGCUGCUCACGUAGGGCGGGCGACAGUUGCAAGGCAGUUUGGAAAUGUCAGCUGUUUGGCUAAGGAUGAGUCAGUGUUCGAAGAGCAUGAACCUGGUGAGGCGCAGCAGGAAACUGCCUUCGAUUUUGGGGGCCCGACUGCCGUCCCCAUCAGAACUCGAAAGGGCUUCCGCAAACCUCUGCCUCUGCCACAGGAAAUGCUGGCAUGUCCAGGAGAUGUCGGAGAUGCGGAGCGAGGUAAUGAGCCUGUGCUGCAAUACGAUGCAGCUUCUCGCGAGUGGAGGGUUUUCUGGGUCGAAGACAGACUGGCGCGAUACAAAGUCUUUCAGGCAAAAAAGUUUGGCAAAGAGCGAGCCCAGCAACUUGCCGAGGACUGGUAUCAUAGAGCCCGAGCUGGACAUGUUUCUGUCGGUUCCCGAGGUCUCCGUGGUGUCCAAAGCCAAGGCGCUCCAAAGGCGAAGAAAAUCAAAACGGAGUCUUAG